GCGCCAAAACUCAAAACAGGAAACACAUACAUGUGUGAGUGUGCUAUGUCAAAAACAGUGCUGUGAGGGAGAAAAAAAAUCAUUUAUUUCACUUUUAUGAUGUGAAUGUGUGUAGUAGUUUGCAAACAUAACAGGAAUGGAUUGAACACAUAUAGAUACAGCAUGUCACAGAAUGAAUCCUGACUGAAUUAGUACACAAAUAAAUAUGAUGCUCACUCCGGAUCAGGUGUCCUUGAUAGGACUGGUUUUUGAGACCUAUGUGAUGGAGCACCACAAGAAUGACGUACUUCAGAUCUUACAGGAGACCAGUGGAAAUGCCCACUAUCCGGUUGUAGUGAACGCCAUGACGUUAUUUGAGGAUAAUAUGGAGGUCGGAGAGUGUUUUAAUGCAUUUCCCAGCCAGGUGCUGCCUAUAUUUGACAAUGCCUUACAGAGAGCCGCUCUGUCCAUAUCUCAGUCCUGCUUCCCACUGCAGCAGAGCUUCACCCUCAGACAUCAUCUCCAUGUACGAAUGUCAGGGUUGCCUGUGUGUCCUGAGCUGACCAGAGAUCACAUUCCCAAAGCCAGAGACGUGGGACACUUCCUAUCCGUUACAGGAACGGUCAUCCGCACCAGCGUGACAAAAGUGCUGGAGAGCGAGAGAGACUACAUGUGCAAUAAGUGCCGGCAUGUGUUCUCGGUGCAGGCCGAUUUCGAGCAGUUUUACACCUUUGCCCCUCCCACCAGCUGCCCCAAUGAGGAUGGAUGCAGUUCUUAUAAAUUCACCUGUCUGUCAGAAAGUGAUGCUUCACCAGCCGCCUGCAAGGACUAUCAGGAGAUCAAAAUUCAAGAGCAGGUUCAGAGACUAUCAGUAGGCAGUAUCCCUCGGUCUAUGCUCAUAAUCUUGGAAGAUGAUCUUGUGGACAGCUGUAAAUCAGGUGAUGACAUCACUGUGUAUGGAGUGGUCUGUCAGCGCUGGAAGCCAUUUUUUCAGGAUUGUCGCUGCGAUGUUGAGAUUGUGUUGAAAGCGAACUAUAUCGAGGUCAAUAAUGAGCAGUCCACCACAGCUCUGGGGCUGGAGGACAUUCAGAAGGAAUCUGAAGAAUUUUGGGAGAGGCACAAAAAUGAUCCAUUGGCUGGCAGGAACCAAAUCCUGAUGAGUCUUUGCCCUCAGGUGUUUGGGAUGUAUGUCGUGAAGCUGGCCGUUGCUAUGGUUUUGGCAGGUGGGGUACAGAGAAUAGAUGCCUCGGGAACCAAGGUGAGAGGGGAGUCUCAUCUGCUGCUCGUGGGUGAUCCAGGGACUGGAAAGUCACAGUUUUUAAAGUAUGCUGCAAAGAUUACACCACGCUCAGUGCUUACGGCAGGAAUUGGAUCCACUAACGCAGGUCUGACAGUGGCAGCUGUGAAGGACUCCGGUGAAUGGCAUCUGGAGGCAGGAGCCCUCGUCCUUUCUGAUGGAGGUCUGUGCUGUAUCGAUGAGUUCAACAGCAUUAAAGAGCAUGAUCGUACCAGCAUUCAUGAGGCCAUGGAGCAGCAAACCAUCAGCGUGGCCAAAGCCGGAAUGGUGUGCAAACUGGACACAAGGACCACCAUCCUAGCAGCGACUAACCCAAAGGGCCAGUAUGACCCUAAUGUGUCUGUAUCUGUGAAUGUGGCUCUGGCCAGCCCCCUCCUGAGUCGCUUUGACCUUGUGCUGGUUCUGCUGGACACCAAGAACCCAGAGUGGGACAACAUCAUCUCAUCCUUCAUAUUACAGAAUAAAGGAGCUCCAAGUGAGUCGUCUUGUUUAUGGAGUAUGGAGAAGAUGAGGGCCUAUUUCUGCCUGAUCAAAAGCCUUCAGCCUCAAGUGACACAAGAAGCAAACAUCAUACUGAGUCGCUACUAUCAACUGCAGAGGCAGAACGACAGUCGUAAUGCGGCCCGCACCACCAUCCGCAUGCUGGAGAGUCUCAUUCGACUCGCUGAGGCUCACGCCAAGUUGAUGUUCAGAGAGACUGUGUCAGUUGAAGACGCUGUUGUCGUCGUGUCUCUUAUGGAGUGCUCUAUGCAGGGGGGCGCUCUGCUUGGCAAUGUUAAUGCGUUGCACACUUCCUUUCCUGAUAACCCCUGUGAGCAGUACAGAACACAGUGUGAGGUUGUGCUCGAAAGACUGGGCUUGACCGAUAUCCUACACAAAGAGCUCCAGAGACUCUCAAGGCUACAGAACACAAGAUCAAGCUCUCCUAAAGGGACCGUACCACAUACUGAACACACAAAUGGGAAUGAGACUGACAAAAAUCACAGUAACGGUGAGCUGACCCUUGAGUCCGACCGAGGCCUAGACUGGUUCCACUCCUUAUCCAGCCCGAACAGUACCGAUUCAAUUGUUCACGCCUCCCCCGUCGUCACCUCGACUCAAAACGGCACAUCGGCACGACGCAUGGCAGUGUUGCCUAGCAACAGCGGCGGUUCUGCUCACCAAAAGGAUUCAGCACCGGAGAACAAUGUAGGUUUCUCCAAGAAAAAGGCAGACAAACCCACUACAGUGGUAGACAGUGGCUCCAAAAAGCUCAGAGGCAAAAGGUUAAAAGCCAUAAAAGCGGUUCUCAUGCAGAGUGAGGACAGGGGCAUUGAAGACAGAGAAGAUGCAGAAAAUGAUCUUGAGGUGUUUAUUUCAGACACGUGUCCUUCACACAGCACACCCAUGACAGUAAAGAAACCCACUAAAAGGAAAAGGCAAACUAUCAGUUCAUUUGAGAUUGAUCAGGAGCCUGAGGGUGCCGAAAACUUACGUGCCAAACUCACAAACUUCACCUUUAAGCCCAGAAAUAGAUUAACUCAUGCAGGUCCGUCAGAUGAUAACACUUGUUCAGAUAUCUUUCUGAAAGGCAGUGAGCGGAGGGAACCUACAGUGUCUCGAUUGCAAGAAAAAGAACCGGUUGAUGGGAAUCAGUCAAGCCCACAUUGGCCAGCAGAGGGCAGCAAUAGUAAAGAGAAACUCGUGAUGGGAAAUAAAAACAAAAACAAAGAUCCCUCAGAGGUUUCCAGUGAGGACACCAGAGCUAAAAAUGGAAAUUUCAGAGAGAUUGAACAUAAGCAACAGAUGCCACCGAGAACAAACAGGCUUUCUCCGGGUGAAAGCAGCGACAAUAUCAAUAAACAGCCACCAUCCCUGACAAAACAAGACCAACCUAAGGUGGCCAGCUCCACUCUAGCUAAACUUUCCAGAUUCUCUUUUAUUGCCUCGACUGAGGAAAAGUCUGGUGAUGAAACAACCCCAGUUCCACCUAAGGCCAAAACCUUUAUAAGCACCAGUACAAACAACACACCAACAAACGUACGAGAAGAAAUCGCAGAUUCUACCGCACAGAUAAAUAGGUCACAAAAUAACACGACCCUAAAGACGAGGAAAAAUAUAACCGCAGAAGAACCAAAGACCAUCACACCACAGACAGGGUACAUAAGGACAGAAACCUCCGGUAUACGGGAAGCAGCCAGGCAGAAUGCUGAGAACCCAAUGAAGAGGAGAUGUUUUGAAUUGGGCUCCAAAGGCCCUGCAGGACUCUUUACAGGUCAUUCUUUGUUCAGCUCAUCUGUCAUAGAUGAUGAUGAUGACGACCUGGAUGUUGAAUGGAACUGAGAUGUUUGCUGUUUGUUGAGUGUUUUGUACUAUUUGACACAAUAUUUCAUUUUUCUGUUUCUCUUUGAAAUGUAAUGUGUUGAAUGAAAUGUGUUUCAGUAAAUAUCGUUUACAUUUUUAUAA
Molecule: messenger RNA, 3721 nt
Organism: Misgurnus anguillicaudatus (oriental weatherfish)
Lineage: Eukaryota; Metazoa; Chordata; Actinopteri; Cypriniformes; Cobitidae
Gene: mcm9
Product: minichromosome maintenance 9 homologous recombination repair factor
Biological process (GO): double-strand break repair via homologous recombination
Cellular component (GO): nucleus; MCM complex
Molecular function (GO): single-stranded DNA helicase activity; single-stranded DNA binding; ATP hydrolysis activity
Source: RefSeq, a predicted model, not a curated record